UGUCAACAAGCAAACGCUUUAUUUCCCCUCUACUACUUGCUCUCUCUUCAAUUCUUUCUUGAUAUAUUCACGAUGAUGGAGACUUUGUCCAGUGGAAGCAGCAGCAGUGACACGAAUACACUUAAAAAGAAACCCGGCCGCAAACCCAAUCCAGCAUCGCCCGCAUUACGAAAAGCGCAGAAUCGAGCAGCUCAACGUGCGUUUCGCGAACGGAAAGAGCGCCAUAUCCUGGAACUCGAGGAGACGAGCAAAGUCUUGCGUGAGCAGCGUGACAAGCUAUUGUCCGAGAACAAGGAGCUCCGCAGCAAUGUUGGCGUCCUCGGCUACGAAGGUUGGCAUCUCAAGGGCAUUGUAUUGAGCCUGCAGCUUGUUUGCAUGAUGCAGAACGUGAGUAUACCCAACCAUACCCCCUAUUUGGAGACCAAAUACUUGCGCGAUUCCUUGGUGAAUACGUCGACGCCCGAGAUCAUUUCGGCUUACUGCAAGGCCAAGGAGUUGCACGGUUUACCGUCAGUGGACAAGGACAAGCAACCCAGACCGCCACCGUCUAUGGCGUCACCACAACGGGGUCGCUACCUUUCGACAGGUGUGAUCAUAGUCGGCCGCGACAGUGUGCGAACGGUGAUCGGAAAUAGAAUCUCCACACGGAUUCGAGCUACGCCCCCACCCCAACCGCCGCGACAACAACAGCAACAACAGCUGCAAACUGCAGCAGCACGCCGACGAUCAUCUGCUGCCACAACAUCAUCUAUGGAAACGGUCGAGGAUGACGAUGAUCAAAGCGAUAACGAGGAUGGUCGCAAGUCACCAACAUUUAGCGCACGGCCAAUCAUGUUGACGCGCGAGCCGAUACCAUCUUUCAACUUGGCUAGUUUCCAGACAAUGCGGUUAAGGUUACAGCUUCAAGCAGUAUGCGACAAAAUGGGUGAUGGAGCAUUUGAGCUAGAGUCCACUGUACUGCAGCUUACAGUACCUCACGACCUGCGGAUUGAUUUGAUACCCAUCGCCUCGAUGCGCGACCGCAUGAUCUUAUUCCACAAUUUGUACGAUGUCGACGACUGCUUCCGGUGUCUUUUGGAUGGGAUGGUCUAUGAAGCAGGCGAUCCAUUAAAGGCGUCGAGCUGGAAGUUUCCUGUGGAGUUCUACGAGAAGUUUUGGUUUUUGACGCACGACUACAGUGCAGAAGAAAUCAAAACACGAUGGCCAGGAUUGAGCAAAGAGAAUACGGAUAAAUUACUGGAAGAAGUGGUGUCAUUUGCAGGCGAAUCAUCACCAUCACAUGUCGGAGCAAGCGUAUUUCCAAGCAACGAACUGGCGACUGGGCUAUUGCCUUCCACAAUGGCCAACUAUUUUGAAGAUCCGGAUAUUUUCAACAACUUUAACGCUGACCAGUCAAAUUAUCCGCCCUCGCUUUCAUCCGACGGCGUUGUUUCCUCCAAUGGUUCUGAGGACGAUCUGUAUCCCUUGGAAGUAUCUGGAUUAGGAGCGAGCAGUCAUGAUAAUAAUGACGAUACAGCAGAUCCCAACGACAAAUCUAUCACGAUACCAGCAGAAAACGAAGAUAUACCAUGGGAUGAAGUGGUAACGUUAAACAUGAAUGAUAUCGAAAUGACGGAUUGAAACAAUUAACUGAGUGAAGUCCCCAUUUUAUUUAUUGUAGAUUAGAAUUUAGAUAUACCCUUUCUUAUAUGAAAUGUACUAUAGUCCUCUUACCACAACCACAAUCACUACCAUCAAUAACAUUUUAAUAUCUG
Molecule: messenger RNA, 1754 nt
Organism: Zychaea mexicana
Lineage: Eukaryota; Fungi; Mucoromycota; Mucoromycetes; Mucorales; Lichtheimiaceae
Exons: 3
Coding region: 73-1620 (515 amino acids)
Cellular component (GO): RNA polymerase II transcription regulator complex
Molecular function (GO): transcription cis-regulatory region binding; DNA-binding transcription activator activity, RNA polymerase II-specific
Source: RefSeq, a predicted model, not a curated record